Messenger RNA from Labeo rohita (rohu), 6324 nucleotides. It is a transcript of the gene synpo2la, whose product is annotated as synaptopodin 2-like a. The transcript is spliced from 4 exons. Gene Ontology annotation, biological process: positive regulation of actin filament bundle assembly. The coding region runs from base 225 to 3761 and encodes 1178 amino acids. Gene Ontology annotation, molecular function: actin binding. Gene Ontology annotation, cellular component: nucleus; Z disc; actin cytoskeleton. The record is from RefSeq and is a predicted model, not a curated record. NCBI's taxonomy places the organism in Eukaryota, Metazoa, Chordata, Actinopteri, Cypriniformes, Cyprinidae.
UUAACUUCCUUUAUGGCUGCGCCCCUAUCACCAGCAUCCAGCUCAGGGUGUGGGAGGGGAUCCGUGUGCACUCGUAUUCGUGCAAGAGCAACUAGAAGGAACCCUAGGACAUAGUUGCAGUAGUAGUUGUCUUCUCUAAGGGGGCCCUGAAAUAACAUGGACCGUACGUACUAAGGGCCCCCAGGCCAAGAAACUGACUCAAAGACACAAGCAUAAACCACACAAUGGUGGCUGAGGAGGUUAUCAUCACCCUAUCUGGAGGAGCACCAUGGGGCUUCAGACUACAGGGAGGAAUUGAGCACCAAAAGCCUCUGCAGGUUGCCAAGGUGCGUAAGCGAAGUAAAGCAUGCCGUGCUGGACUUCGUGAGGGAGAUGAGCUGGUAUCCAUUAAUGAGAAUUCCUGUGGGAGUCUGUCGCACGCCCAGGCCAUGAACCUGAUCGACAGCAUGCCAGGAACGCUACAUAUCCGGGUUAGGAGGGCACCGGCUGGCUUCCAGUCAGUGGUUCUGGUUGCUCGAGCUCCUUCUCCCCGCAUUGAUAAAGAGUACCGUGCUGCCAUUAGGGCCAUGUCUCCAUCCAGCUCCCGACCUCACCAAUCAAGUGUGCGUCAGAUCCACUGUGGAUCCCUGAUAUCCCCGACAGGACGCAGUGGGUUGACCUCCCCGCCGGGCAGUGAGGCCUACUAUGGAGAAACAGACAGCGAUGCAGACGUGGCUGCUCAUGAGAGGCAACGCAAACCAAAACGACGUAGUCCCAGCAAUUCACCUGCCAAGGCCGGUCGAGCCUCACCGGAGGGAGCAGAGACUUCGGAAAUGAGUGGGUAUGACAGUGCCUCGGAUGCCCAAGUGUACAACCUUUUGGGGUCUAAUGAAAGAGAAGAUACAUUGCCUGGUGUAGCCCGCAGAGAAGUGAUUUACCAACCCCCUCCGCAUGGAGCCUGGUCCUCUCAGACCUCCACUGAGACCUCAUCCAUAAGUACGGAUGACCAAAACCCACGAGAAGGGCUGAUAGAAGAGGACAGUGGGUUCCAGGAGCCCAAAAAUCUUGUUCCUCUUGUUUCUCCAGAGAGAGCCAAAGAAGCUCUUAUGCUGAGCUCUCGUGCUCAGAUGGUGCCCAUGGUUGGGCCAGUUGACAAUCCAGUGGAUGAGGAACUCACACUAACAUACAUGGAUAAAGCAAAACAAGCAAAAUUGAACCGUGGCGAUACAGUCAUGGACAAACAGGUGAAAGAGGCUCGGUCCAAGUGCCGCACCAUCGCCUCACUACUGACAGAUGCACCAAACCCUCAUUCAAAGGGUGUUUUGAUGUUUAAAAAGCGCCGACAACGCUCUAAGAAAUACACAUUGACCAGCUUUGGAAGUGUUGAUGAGGACAUGAGGCAGGACUCUCAAGAAGAAGAUGGCAUAUUUCCUGGCAGUGAAUCAGAAUUUGAUGAGGAAGGUUUCUCUUCUGCACCCGACCCCACAUGGGACAGUGACUACCUUGAGAUGCUGGAGAAAAGAUCUGCUUCCAGAGGUCAGGAAGGAGAGGGUGGUGCUCUCAGUCCUGGUCUGAGUGAUACAUCUGGGAAGGGGGCGCAGUUGUUUGAGCAGCAGAGGAGAAGGGCUGAAGAACAUGCAAAGAAAAUGGAAGCUGCACAAGAACAUUUACAAAGCCAAAUGCCGGGCAUUGCACUGAAAGAGACGCAAGCAGUUCUUCAACUACAGACACCGCAACCGCAACCAGAGCCAUUGACAAAGCCUAAUGUCCAGCCACCACCGGUUGCUCCGAAACCUGCCAGACCUUCAAAAACACUUUAUCAUGAGGUUCCACCAGCAGAGACUCAAAGCCUGAUACAGAUGGGCACACCUCAAGCCACUUCCACUGUGCCUGUUAUGGUUAAUGGAGAUACUUCAAUCACAGUGGCACCAGCCCCCGCUGUGUUGCCCAUAACUAAUCUCUCAGUACCUUCUGCAGAAACUGUGAUGCCUCCACAACCAGCUCCUCUACCAGAACUUCCUGCUAGCUCUGUGUUAAACAGAACUGCCCGACCUUUUGCCCCAGGCUGUGUUACCAAUCGGGCAGCUACUGCUCCUGUUGUGUUUCGCCCUACAGUCAGUAAGAAGACACCCAGACCUGUUUCAGUGGCUGUGGUUGCACCUCCAUUCUCUGCAGCAUCAGAAGAACAUGCCAUGGGUGUCACCCCUGCCUCCUUCGUUAGCCAAGUCACAGUGAGUCAAAUAAGUGCUGUUGUCCCUGCUGAAAUGAUACCCACACAGGCUUUUAUGCCUGGAAAGUCUGUUCCUCCACCUGCUUCUGUAUCCACAGAAUCAUAUUCUCAACCUGCUCUUCACUGCUCCUCAUUGGAAAACAUCCAGGUUGCAUCAGUGCCACCUCCCACAGUUCAAACCCAAGAACCUACCUUUCCUGUAGAAGCUGAAACAACUGUUCCUCCUGGAAUCCCUGUGACCGCUAUGGCUCCUGUUAUGACUCCUCAGGCCACUGAGAUACCAUCCCAACUCUCUUCUGUAUUAACUUCUGCAGUUUCUGAGACCUCUUCUACUGCAACUCAGCUCUCACCUGUAGUCUAUCGUGAAAAAUCCUCUGCCGCCUCUGGCCGCACUGGCAUUCUCCAAGAGGCCCGUCGCCGUAGUGCCUACAAGCCGAUGUUUAAAGUACCUGACAACAAGAAAAACUCCCCCAACCCUGAAUUAUUGUCUAUGGUGCAGAACCUAGACGAAAGACCCAGGCGUGGAUAUUCUGAACCAGAAAAUAUUACUUACAGCAUUGAUGACAAUAGACCAAGGGUGCCACCACCUGUGGCUCCUAAGCCAAGGGUCAUCCCAGAAAUAUCACAGAUCCCUCAAGCGGAGGGAAGAGGUGCAGAGCUGUUUGCUCGUAGACAGAGUCGCAUGGAUUUGUUUGUUGUAGACUCUCCACAUCUGCAGCCUGCACCUCUACAACCACAACAAUCCCAAUCAGUCAUAGACUUGAUCGAGCCACAUCCAAGCCAAUCUCAAUGGAAGUAUUCCCCUAAUGUUCGCGCUCCUCCACCGAUAGGAUACAACCCCUUGCUGUCUCCAUCCUGUCCUGUUGGGGUGCAGCGUGGGGGUGCCAAGGUGUCUGAGGGAAGUUCCAAAGGAAGUAAGGGUAGCUACGGUGUCCCAAAAGAAGGUAUCAAAGCCUUGGACUUUAUGAGGAGGCAGCCUUACCAACUGAACCCUGCAAUGUUCAGUUUUACUGGUGGCCCUAGCACACAGUCCUUAGUUUCCUCCUACCAGAGGCAACAAAGGGAAGGCCACACUCUGACACCACCCAGGCAGAUCCCAGUAAAGGCGGCACGUGUGUAUGAAAUCAAGCGAUUCUCCACUCCCACCCCAAUGUCAGCACCAACUCUCAACCCCACAGUGAUUGUACCUCGCUCACAUACAACACUUGGUGAGCACAUCUCUCGGUCCGACAUGACGUCCCCUCUACCUGAACCUGUACCCGAAUUAACUUCGGCACCUUCACGAGCCCCAGGCCUCCCAGAGCUCCCUAAAAUUUCAGCUGUGCCGAUCCCUCACCCCACACCGUACUCACCCCCAGCUCCCAUGUCAAGUAUGUCAAACCUAAGCUACUCUGGGCUUCAAGCUGCCAAACAGUUUAAGAGUGCUCCUGAGUUAAGUUCCUUACAACCAGACCCCUUAAAGUCUCCUAUCCAGGUUCCCAAACCCCGUUUCAUUGCAACGCGUGUGGGCAUUCAGCCCCGCGUCUGGAGGCCUGGAACCCUUCCUCACUGAUAAUGUAACUUUACAUAUGGAAGAAGCUGAACCAUCUGCUUCUGUUGCAGUCUCAAAAUUCAUACUUUUCAAAUAUGAUUUAAAGGAGUAGUUCACUACCAGAACAAAAAUUUACAGAUAAUGUACUCGCCCUCUUGUCAUCCAAGAAGUUCAUGUCUUUCUUUCCUCAGUCGUAAAAAAAAAUGCAGUUUAAAUGCAGCUUCAAAGGGCUCUAAAUGAUCCCAGCUAAAGAAUAAGGGUCUAAUCUAGUGAAACAAUCUUUUAUUUUCUAAAAAAAAAAAAAAAAAAGUACAAUUUAUAGACUUUUUAACCCCAAAAGCAUGUCUUGUCUAAGUCUGCAUGAGUCUGAGUCUGCUGUCUGCUCUGUUUUUCUGGUUCAAGACAGUUUGGAUAUGUCGAAAUACUCCCAUCUAAUUUUUUCCUCCAACUUCAAAAUCAUCCUAAAUCACUGCAAAAGUACCGACCCAGUGUUUACAAAGUGAACAUGCAAAGAAGGUCAAUGCCCUUUACAAAAAAAGGUAAAACAGUGAUGUAGGACGAUUUUGAAGUUGGAGGAGUUUUUCGACAUACCUUAACUGUAUUGAACCGGAAAAAACAGAAUCCACGCAGACCUAGACAAGGCGAGUGUUUGAUGUUAAAAAGUAUGUAAAUUCUAAUUUAAAAAAAAAAAAAAUAACCCAUCGUUUCACUAGAUAAGAUCCUUGUUCCUUGGCUGGGAUCAUUUAGAUUGCAUUUUUGAAGUUCAAACUCAGGGGCACCAUAGAUGUCCACUAUUUGGAGAGAAAUCCUGAAAUGUUUUCCUCAAAAAACAUAAUUUCUCAACGACUGAAGAAAGAAAGACAUGAACAUCUUGGAUGACAAGGGGGUGAGUACAUUAUCAAUUUUCAUUCUGAUAGUAAACUACUCCUUUAAUCUAACUUGAAGAUACAAAGAAAUUAUAUUCUUUAUUUCAGAUAAAAAUAUACUGUGGAGUAUAUUUGUUGGGUUUUUUUGAGAGUGUUUUUCAAAACUUCACAAAAUUUCUGUUAAAUGUUCAUCAAUAUGUUUAAACCUUCAAAUCUACUUACUCUCUUUACUUUCUCAAAGCAUGUUCCUGCUCUUGUGAAUAAUUUAUCUAUGCUAUUCCAAAGAAAAAAACAUUGUUUGACUUCGAAAAAACGUGUAGCUUGCUAUUCCUCUGAAAUGGCUAACUUGAUGUCACUUAAAGGAUGUUAACCAACAGCCAAAUAGGUACUUGGGCAUUGUUUUAGCGAACUUACAUUCGGUCUGGCUUACUAGUGAUGUGUAAUGCCUAGUAUUUCUGAAUCCAGUCAUUUCCUAAUGGAUAACAUGAAGUGUCAUACUUUUUUUUUCUCAUUGCAUAUCUUGUUUCAUUUAUUCAUCAGAAUUAGAGUGAUUAUUUGCCAAGUGUGCGCAAAGCCGCAAACACACAAUGAGUCACAUUACGGCAGUUAAAAAGGGUUGCAAUGCUAGUUCAUGUUGACUUAAAAUGUUGACUUUAAAUCCAACAUAUAACAUUGUAAAGCUGUGUUUAUUUGUCAGUGCCUGCUAGACAAUGUGUUUUUGCAGUGCAGUGUUCCCAAUUUUAUAGGGAUACGGCAAAAUACAUUAUGACAUGUCACCAGAAAAAACUAUUCAUAUAGGCUGGACUGAGGUGUUUUGAAAUAUUUUUUCAGAUUUCUCCAUAAUGACACACACAUAUGUGAGAUUUGUCUUUUGACAACUUUAAAAUACUAAAGUGUGGUCACUUUGCGGAUCUUGGGUGUAAACCUUGAUCUGCUUGACACAUGAAACCUGAGAAAAAAAUAUAUAGAUAAAAUAUAUGGAAAAAAUACCUAAGAAAAGGCAGGCUGAGCCUUUGUUUUGCUGUAUGCUCUUAGGUCAAUCAGAAAUUAUAUAUCUCCUGGCAGAGCCUAAACUGAACAGGUGCAUAAGGGUCACAGCCUAUUUGUAGGAGCAAAGUAAACAGGAAACCAGGCUGGUUACUCAAAAUGUGCUCUGACUCGAUUUUUGGUCCUUAUAUCCGACUAUUGAUAUAGUAAACAGAUGACGUUAAUGAAAACUUGAGUUUUUAUUAUUUAUAGAAACAUAUUUAAGUGGUCAAAUCAGUAAGUGUUGGAAAGGUACGGUGUUGGAGAAAGACGUGGGCUGUCUGAGCACUGACGCAAAUCUGUCUUGUAAAGACAGGCGUGAAAAGUGCAAAGCUAGCACUGUCUAGGAUUAUCAGAAGGUUAAUUAGCCAACUGGCUUUACUGAAAUUAGUCAGAAUACUCAAAGCAUCAUGAAAUAUUUGAAUGGCAUGUGUGGCAGUAAGGCUGAUGAUUUCGGGGAUGGGUUGUUUUCGAAUGUGUUCCCAAAGUCCUCAAAACAUGGUAAUGUCUUAAGAAAAAAAAAUCUAGGGCUUGUAACAUUAAGGGAACAAAGGAUAGAGGUUUAAAGAAGGAAAAAACUGUUUAUAUCAAUGUGAAUUAGAUAUACAGAGAGGAUAAUGAUUGUAGUACUGGCAAGUGAGAAUAUUUCAUUUUUAAAAGGUCUCUCUUUUUUUUUUUUUUUUUUUUUUUUU